This is a messenger RNA of Kwoniella mangroviensis CBS 8507, 2409 nucleotides long. RefSeq lists its product as uncharacterized. The transcript is spliced from 3 exons. The record is from RefSeq and is a predicted model, not a curated record. The coding region runs from base 1 to 2409 and encodes 802 amino acids. NCBI's taxonomy places the organism in Eukaryota, Fungi, Basidiomycota, Tremellomycetes, Tremellales, Cryptococcaceae.
AUGGUAUCAGCGAAAUCCCCACCUAGUAAAACCAAAACACCUCCUAUAUCCGGUAUGACGAAAGCCAAAUCACCCAAAUCACCUCGUUCACCCAGAUCACCACGAUCCAAACCCGCCGAAUCAUUCACUCCUCUCUCAUCGAUAUUGACCGAAGAACCCAUGUCCACCGACCAUUCAUCACCUCAGCCUACCAGGGGAUUAGCCCUGCGGAGAGUAUUAUCCGGUGGAUCCUCUACAGCUAGUACCCUUCCUACUACUCCGACAGGCAGUAGUGUUCCCCUCUCGCCUAGCUCUACAGGAAUCAGAACACCUAGAGCGAACAGGAAUCCAUUAACUCUGAAGAGUGAUUUGGAUCGGAUGGAUAUUGAUACAAACGCGAACGAAAAGGAAGGUGGACAUCAACUAGCGAAUCAUUUGGAUGGAUUACAGGUCAAAUCUCCACAGACUGCUAUUCCACCCGCAUCGGGAUUUGGAAUGCCCCCUUCAGCACUUGGUAUCACCCAGGUGUUAGGACAUCAAUCAGAUUCGGAAUCACCUCAUCCACCACAUUCAGAUCCUAUACCCACCAACGGUGGGAAUCUCACUAAUGGUCGUAAUCAUGAUCGAUCAUACUCCACUUCCACAGAAGGAUCAACCACCUCGUAUCAUCCUCAGAUACCUUCCCAUCUCGGAUCAAGUUAUGGUCCCGAAGGGUUUCCCCGAUAUUCCCGAUCUCCUGAAAAUAGUCCCAACAUCUUCAAUUCCUCCCAGCAGAGCGUGAAUGAUCAUGGAUACCAUGCUUCUCUGAACGCGGGAUUUGGUGGAGCGGAUGCGAAUGGGAAGAAUAUCGAUCCUGAAUUAGCUUUGAGACAAGCUGAGGCAUUAGCCAAAGCGGACGAAGCUGUCAGAGCAUUGAACGGUACAUCCUCAUUAUAUCAAUCAUCAUCCACACAACCGAUCUUCGAACCUUACAUCCUCCAACAUCGACCACCACAGGGACCAGAGGUAAACUUCGUCACGCCGCAACAGCCACAACCCAGUGUGGUUCGACAAUCCUCUACUUCCAGCUCUACCACCGAUGCUGCCUCCACAUCAUCUGAGGAAAGCGAUUGGUGUAUCCCUAGUAUUGAAUGGGUAUCUACGAAUCCUCAAUCACCGAGGUUCUUAUCUUCUGGAUAUAAUCCGGCAGGAUUCGCUCAAGCACAAAGAGACAGAACAAGCGGUAAUACCAAUUCUGCUAACAACAGAAUGCCACCUCCAACUGCUUCACCUAGAGUUCAGGACCCCACUCAGCGGCCAGGUACAUUGCAGCAUCAGCAAUCUCUACCUAUCGGUGCCUCAGCAUCUACACCAUCAGGUAUCAAACCAUCCUCUGCGUUGCCUCUGGGUAUACCUCCCGAUGGACAAGCUGAAGAUGACGAUGAGGAAAUUACCGUCGGCCAUGAAAGGAGAUCACCCUCCACUUCUUCGCAAUCUGCUCAAAGUGGAUUAGAUCUCUUAUGGCGUGCAGCCGCUUCUCAGUCAAAGUCGCAAUCGCACCCGCCCAAACCCCAAUUACCAGUAUACGAAGUAUCCAGUUCAUUCGAUCAUAAAGGAAAGAGGAAAGCCGGUGCGGAAGCUGUAGAUAAAUGGAGAUCUAGUGGUAUACCCACUGGUUUACCGCCUCCUACACCUACUUCCAUACCCACUUCUAAACCUUUAGGUGGUGGAACUGGGAAUGAACCUCCAAAGAAGAGAAGGAGAAGUGAGAUGACUAUGGAGCCUAUGGAUAACCCUGGGCUGAAAAGGGAAGUAUCGGAGGAAGUUGUUGAAGAAGAAAAUGAAGGUGAAACGGGAAGCGGAAGUGAAUAUAAGAGUCCGUCAGUCUCUUCAGAACCGAUAUCAGAUGGGAAUGAUUCGGAAUAUGGAGGAGGAGGAGCGACGAAUAAAAGAGGUAGACCUAGUGCAAGAGGAGGAAGAGCUAUAGCUGGAACGAAGAGGGCGACUGCUUCUACGAACAAAACUGCAGGAGGAGGAGGGAAGAUUUUGGUCAAUCCUGCAAACGCACCUGGAGGAGUGACUAAAGGAGGAACGAUCAAAAAAGUCAGGAAAGUUGGUGAUUCACCACCUGGUGGGAAUAGAGGUGGAAGAAGAUCGAGUGGUGGUGCUGCGGUGCCCAGUGGUGGAGUACAGUGUGAAUAUGUUAAUCCUCUACCUCCUUACAACCGAUGUACAGAUGUGUUUACACGUAAAUACGAUUUACCCCGACAUAUGGCUCGACACGCUCGAAGAGAGGGUGAAUUGGUCCUGGAUGGUAAAUUAUCAGAAGAGAAGGCUGUCCUGUGGAGGACGAUUAAGGAUAAACCGAAAGUCACUUGUAAUGAUUGUGGAGAGAAUUUCACUAGGAUGGACGCUCUGAAGAGGCAUCAGGCCAAACAGCAUCAUCAUUAA